AAACGGCACCUUCGUGAAUCGUUGCCUUCUGAUUUGUGGAAUUCGAAGGCGUGGCUUAAAAGGGAACGAACGGGUUGUCACGAGCAAGCCGCGCCUGCUCAUCGACCGAAACCCUAAUCCCAAUCCUUUUUGUUUUUUGACGCCAUGAAGCACAUCAGGCCUUUCAAACAAGAAUUUACCUUCGAGGAGCGGCUCCAGGAAUCCAAGGAAAUGGUCGCCAAGUAUCCCGAUCGAGUUCCGGUUAUUGUGGAGAAGUUUUCCGGGAGCAAUCUUCCGGAGUUGGAGAAGAAAAAAUAUUUGGUUCCUCGAGAUAUGUCAGUUGGGCAGUUCAUUCACGUGUUAAGUAGGAGGCUGCGUCUUGCGGCUGGGAAAGCACUUUUUGUGUUUGUUAAUAAUACUUUGCCUCAAACAGCUGCCAUCAUGGAUUCGAUGUAUGAAUCAUACAAAGAUGAAGAUGGGUUUCUUUACAUGUGCUACAGCAGUGAGAAAACAUUUGGAUAAAUUCAUCUCACAGGAUAAUUUGUUUAAAACAUAUUCAUCUGUUUAUAAACAUUAAAAGUUCUACGGCUUCACUGUAUUAUGCCUUAUUACACCCUUUAUAUUUCCAUGUUGAUUGUUUCAGCUCAUUAACUGUCAGUUAUCUGCGAUGUAAAUAAUUAAAUUGAAUGAAAUUGACAGAUUUGUGA
Molecule: messenger RNA, 686 nt
Organism: Zingiber officinale
Lineage: Eukaryota; Viridiplantae; Streptophyta; Magnoliopsida; Zingiberales; Zingiberaceae
Product: autophagy-related protein 8i-like
Exons: 5
Coding region: 145-501 (118 amino acids)
Biological process (GO): cellular response to nitrogen starvation
Source: RefSeq, a predicted model, not a curated record